UUAUGUUAAUUAUUACAAAACCAUACUAGAAACCAAAGAAAUUCAAUCAAUAGAAAUCGAAUCUAAAGACUCUUUCAUGAGGUUUGCAAAUGAUGUAAUUGCAACAUGUGCAUUAGGCAUCGAAUGUGAUUCAUUACAAAAUCCCACUAACGAAAUGUACAAAAUGGCAUUAGCUUCGCGCCCCGUUGGAUUUGUAAGGACUUUGAAGUUUUUGAUAGCACUGAAUAUACCAAAACUAUCAAAAUACAUUAAUGCUGACUUUUUCUCAAAGAACGUACGCAGUUUCUUUAUCAACUUAGUCAAAACAACUGUUCAAAAGCGAGAAGAAAAUAAUAUUCAUCGAUCAGAUAUGAUCGAUUUGUUAAUUGAAGCUAGAAAUAAAAAUUCAAAUUUAAAUUGGACUUAUGAAACAAUGACAGCUCAAGUGAUGGUGUUUUUUAUGGCUGGUUUUGAUACAAUUUCCACAGCACUCAGCUUUUGUUGCUAUGAACUAGCAUUAAAUCCAGUAAUUCAGGAAAAACUACAUCAAGAAAUUUUAAAUACGUUAUACAGCAAUAACAACAAAUUAAACUAUGAUAUUAUAAAGCGUAUGACAUAUUUAGAUAUGGUAAUAUCAGAAUCACUGAGAAAAUGGCCGCCUGCUCUCUUAGUAGGACGGUGUUGCACUCAAGCGCAUAAAAUUCCACCUCUCAGAGAUAACGAAGUUGAAGUACUCUUGAAUGCAGGUGACAAAGUGCUCAUAUCAGUGUUUGGAAUCCAUCGAGAUGAUCAAAUCUAUCCGGAUCCAGAUUGUUUUGACCCUGAAAGAUUCACCGAGGUGAACAAAAAGUCAAGAAAUCCUUAUUGUUACUUACCGUUUGGCUUGGGGCCGAGAAAUUGCGUUGCUGCAAGAUUUGCACUCAUGGAAAUGAAAACAAUGUUAGUUCAAUUAUUAAUUAAUUUUGAGAUUGUAACAACUGAUAAAACACAGAUUCCACUAAAAAUUGGUAAAGCCCACAUGAGUCUAUCAUCAGAAAAAUGUAUUUGGUUAGGUUUAAAGGCAAGAAAAACCGAAAAUCGUUAA
Molecule: messenger RNA, 1063 nt
Organism: Dalotia coriaria
Lineage: Eukaryota; Metazoa; Arthropoda; Insecta; Coleoptera; Staphylinidae
Product: cytochrome P450 9e2-like
Exons: 3
Coding region: 77-1063 (328 amino acids)
Molecular function (GO): heme binding; monooxygenase activity; oxidoreductase activity, acting on paired donors, with incorporation or reduction of molecular oxygen
Source: RefSeq, a predicted model, not a curated record